AAGACUUCAUGUGGAGGAACUGAGAACAAGAAGAGAAAGAGAAAAGGGAGUUGUAAUUGCUUCAAAGUGCAAAUGAUUUUGCAAGCAUCUGUAAAAUCAAUGAGCACCAGAAAUUACAAGACUAUGUAAUAAAGAAACAUGCUGUUACAAAAACAGACAAGUUCAGAACUCAAAGGUAAUCCCUCCACCUCAGAGGUGUGGCAUAUCCAGAUGCUUAUUGGACAACAUGAUUAUUGCACAGGUGCACAAGCUGAAUGUCCUGUUCAGCUCAGCCAGCAGCGUGUUGUUGUGAGAUACAGAGGUUCUGUAGCAGUUAACUGUAGCCCUUCAGUCCCACAUAUAGGGAUGGGAUGGGAAGCCAGUGAAGGAGCAGUGCCCAAAACCAGUAACAGUCUGAUCACAUGGAGAGUGUCACACCUCACAGAAUGGGACAUACGUCCUGUCUGCUACAUAAACGUAAACCAUAAGGAACAGUGUCAAGUAGAGCUCUCAAUCACUAUUUACAAGACUCCAGACAGUGUGUCCAUCAGCAUUGUGAAUCACACAGGACCAAUGAUAGCGGGACGGCAGUAUGAGCUCCAGUGUGAUGUUCACGAUGUGGCUCCUGUUCAGUAUCUCACUGUCAAAUGGUAUAAAGGACAGACUCUGCUGAACCAAACUUACUUCACUGAGGAUAGCAAGAUUCCAGUGAAUGAAACUGUCACACUCCUGAUCCGUCCAGUCAGAGCUGAUAACGGAGCUCAAUACAGAUGUGAAGCACAGCUUGAUCUGGGAGCAGAAGGACCACAACCUCCUCCAAAAGAAACAUCAGACCCUCUCUACAUUACUGUACAAUUUGAACCGAUCAUCAAUGAGAACAAACUGCCCUCUGUAGUGCCUGUGUUUCGAGGAUAUUCAGAGGAGAUUGUUUGUGAAGCCGAGGGAAACCCAAAACCAACAAUCAGCUGGAUCCUCGGCACAAAUGAUAUAGUUUAUAAUGAAGUUCUUACUAUAUCAGAGUCAACACCUGAGAAUGUAUACUGUGUUGCAGAGAAUUAUGUUGGCACGACCACCAGAAAAGUAAAAGUGUUCGUACAAGGUGCACAAGCUGAAUGUCCUGUUCAGCUCAGCCAGCAGCGUGUUGUUGUGAGAUACAGAGGUUCUGUAGCAGUUAACUGUAGCCCUUCAGUCCCACAUAAAGGGAUGGGAUGGGAAGCCAGUGAAGGAGCAGUGCCCAUGACCAGAGACAGUCUGAUCACAUGGAGAGUGUCACACCUGACAGAAUGGGACAUACGUCCUGUCUGCUACAUAAACGUAAACCAUAAGGAACAGUGUCAAGUAGAGCUCUCAAUCACUAUUUACAAGACUCCAGACAGUGUGUCCAUCAGCAUUGUGAAUCACACAGGACCAAUGAUAGAGGGACGGCAGUAUCAGCUCCAGUGUGAUGUUCACGAUGUGGCUCCUGUUCAGUAUCUCACUGUCAAAUGGUAUAAAGGACAGACUCUGCUGAACCAAACUUACUUCACUGAGGAUAGCAAGAUUCCAGUGAAUGAAACUGUCACACUCCUGAUCCGUCCAGUCAGAGCUGAUAACGGAGCUCAAUACAGAUGUGAAGCACAGCUUGAUCUGGGAGCAGAAGGACCACAACCUCCUCCAAAAGAAACAUCAGACCCUCUCUACAUUACUGUACAAUUUGAACCGAUCAUCAAUGAGAACAAACUGCCCUCUGUAGUGCCUGUGUUUCGAGGAUAUUCAGAGGAGAUUGUUUGUGAAGCCGAGGGAAACCCAAAACCAACAAUCAGCUGGAUCCUCGGCACAAAUGAUAUAGUUUAUAAUGAAGUUCUUACUAUAUCAGAGUCAACACCUGAGUAUGUGUCCUGCGUUGCAGAGAAUUAUGUUGGCACGACCACCAGAAAAGUAAAAGUGUUCGUACAAGAGACGGCGAGCUUGAGCGGGGAGUUCUUUGGCGGAAGUGAGCAGGAGUAAGUAUUCUGAUUAAUUAUUUUGUAUAGUAUUUUAAGAUGUAAUGCCAGUACACCAUAUUAAGUUAAUUGCCUGCGAGCUUCUCCUCCUGUCUGUACGGUAAUGCGACAGAGAGUCGCGUGGUUAUGAUGCAAUCGUUAGCCUAUUUUUACAAAAGCUGUUUCUACAGGGCCAUAAUGUAACAUAGAAGGUAAUGGAGCCCUUUAUACAUUGUCGUGUAUCUUGAGAAAUAAAUAAUGGACAAAUGGAGUCUUUAAUCGCCUCAGAUGUAAAGUUAUUCGCUGUCAAAGUGACGUCAAAAUGAAUGGGAUGUCAAUGGGAUGCUAAUGCAAGUGAAGUUCUGCUACAAGAUGGCGGCACGCGGCCGACUUCAA
Carassius gibelio (silver crucian carp) is the source of this 2336-nucleotide messenger RNA. RefSeq names its product immunoglobulin superfamily member 10-like. NCBI's taxonomy places the organism in Eukaryota, Metazoa, Chordata, Actinopteri, Cypriniformes, Cyprinidae. Gene Ontology annotation, molecular function: integrin binding. The record is from RefSeq and is a predicted model, not a curated record. The transcript has 9 exons. Gene Ontology annotation, biological process: cell adhesion. The coding region runs from base 139 to 1965 and encodes 608 amino acids.